Gadus morhua (Atlantic cod) is the source of this 2927-nucleotide messenger RNA. RefSeq names its product DEXH (Asp-Glu-X-His) box polypeptide 58 (gene dhx58). Gene Ontology annotation, cellular component: cytoplasm. Gene Ontology annotation, biological process: negative regulation of RIG-I signaling pathway; antiviral innate immune response; cytoplasmic pattern recognition receptor signaling pathway. The transcript has 12 exons. Gene Ontology annotation, molecular function: DNA binding; ATP binding; zinc ion binding. The record is from RefSeq and is a predicted model, not a curated record. Bases 145 to 2181 code for a protein of 678 amino acids. NCBI's taxonomy places the organism in Eukaryota, Metazoa, Chordata, Actinopteri, Gadiformes, Gadidae.
ACUUUACUUUCGAUUUCGUUUCCCAGUGUAUAACAGCAAUGCUGUUUAAAGCGAACUUGUCCAGUCCUAGGGCACAGAGAGGACCGCGGAGUUGAACUAGACACAGCAGAAUACGCAAUCGGACCCAAGGAAGCGAUUUGCAGAAUGGAAGACCUUGGGCUGCGCAGCUACCAGAAGGAAGUGGUGGAGAGAGCGGUAAAGGGGGAGAACGUCAUCAUCUGGUUGCCCACCGGAGGGGGCAAGACUCGGGCCGCCGUCUACGUGGCCAAGAGACACCUGGAGACCAACCCCAAGGCCAAGGUGGUGGUCCUGGUUAACAAGAUACAUCUGGUGGCACAACAUUACACCAAAGAGUUUGACCCUCACCUGGGCAAACAGUACAAGCUGGUCCAGGUCAGUGGAGACUGCGAGGAGAAGGACUUCUUCAGCUAUGUGUUGAAGAAAUCGGACCUCGUCAUCUGCACAGCACAGAUAUUGGAGAACGCCUUGGCCACCCCCGAAGACGACAGACAUGUUGAGCUCUCGGACAUCACUCUGCUGAUCAUCGACGAGUGUCACCACACCCACAAAGAGGGAGUUUACAACCAGAUCAUGAGACGCUAUAUCGGCAGGAAGCACAACGGAGAGCGCAAGCUGCCUCAGAUCCUGGGCCUGACGGCGUCACCGGGCGGUGCCAAUACUGUACCGCAGGCUGUGGAUCAUGUCCUGGAGAUUUGUGCCAACCUGGACUCAGCCAUCGUGUCGGCUGAAGUUCAUGCCCCAGAGCUGGCAGCGAAGGUGCCGAGGCCUCGCACCACUUUCGACAUCGUGGAGAAAAGACCUGAGGAUCCGUUUGCAGAUCAUUUAACCUCUAUGAUGCUGAAGAUCCAUGAGUACUUGUACACAGCCGACCCUAGCCUGCAAUUCCGGGAGAUCGGCACACAGGACUAUGAGGCAGACGUGGUUCUUCUAGAAGAGAGCGGUGUGAAACAAGGAAAACGACUGCUGGCACAAUGUGCGCUCCACCUCAGGCAGUACAACAACGCCCUGCUCAUCAACGACACCCUGCGCAUGGAGGACGCCUACAAGUCGCUGGGUGAUUUCUACGCGACCAAGGCAAACACGGCCAUCGACAAGACCGACCGCUUCCUCAUAGAGCUGUUCAGAAAAAACCAAGAGAGGCUGAGUAGUCUGUCAAUUGAUGUUCGCUAUGCGAACCCCAAGAUGGCACAGCUUCAGACCACUCUCCUGAAUCAGUUUGGCGAGAGUACGAGUUCCAGGGGCAUCAUAUUCUCCAAGACCCGGCUCAGUACCAACUGCCUACUAGACUGGGUUUCCAAUAACCCAGCCAUGCAGAAGGCCAACAUCCAAGCGGCAAUUCUGACCGGCGCAGGCAGUGGCAACAACAGCAUGUCCCAGAAUCAGCAAAAAGACACAAUCCGAAAUUUCCGCAAUGGUACCCUCAACCUCCUGAUCUCCACCAGUGUGGCGGAAGAAGGACUCGACAUCCAAGAAUGCAACCUGGUGGUGCGGUACGGGCUGCUCACCAACGAGAUUGCCCAGCAGCAGGCUAUGGGGCGCGCCCGGGCUAAUGACAGCGUGUACGCUGUGGUCGCCCAGCGGGGGAGCAAAGAGGUCGUCAGGGAGUUCGUAAACGACAACAGGGUGAAGUCGAUGACAGAAGCCAUCGCAGAAAUCCAAAAGAUGACUCACAUGGAGUUCCGCAAGAAAAUCACUGAGAUUCAAAAAGUAUCAAUUAUGUGUUUGAUUCGUGCUGCAAAAAAUCUACAAGAAAGAAAGAGUGUUAACAGCGCCACCGUUAUUAAGAUAAUUUGUCGAAACUGCUUCACUCCGGUGGCCAUGGGCAGCGACAUCCAACUCCUUGACAAUAGCCACUACGUCAACGUCAACCCUAAUUUCGAGAUCUACUACAAUACCGGUGGGGAAUUCCAUCUUCCAAAGACUUUUGAGGACUGGGAACCUGGCUGUAUCAUCAAUUGCGCAAAGUGCAACCUGCAAUGGGGAUAUCAGAUGAAGUACAAGAAGUCAGUGUUGCUUGCCAAUGUAAAAAUCAAGUCCUUUGCCCUGGACACCCCGGAUGGAAGGACAACGGUCAAGCAGUGGAAGAACGUUCCGUUCGUUGUUGAGGACUUUAACUUCCUAAAAUACUGCAAUGGGCUUCCCGGAGACCCUAUGGAUUGACACUGCUCUUCCUGCUAGGAAUUAAUAAUAAUAAUAAUACAUUUAAUUUAGAGGCGCCUUUCAAGACACCCAAGGUCACCUGAAUUGUGGGUAAUCUUCAGGCUGUCAUUUUAGCUCAACUUCUUUAUCUUCUUCUUGCUUACAGGAUUUUAUGAAAUAUUAAGUCGCUCUCAUAUGUUUUUCAUGUCUUUUCCUGCACAUCCAUUUCCAGUCCCUGCAGUGCAUGCAAGUACGGUUCAGUAAUAUUUGCUGACUGGUUAAACCUGCACUUUGUAACUUUUUUAAUAAUAAUAAUAAUAAUAAAUGAAAUUUAUAUAGCACUUAAUAUGAUACCCUCCACAAUACAGGUUUCAAUUAGAACUCACACCUAUCUUUAAAAGAUAAGCACUUGCAACUUUUAAGUAAGUUGAGAAUGUUUAUCUUACUCUUGUAUCAUGUGUCAUUUUGAUAGAAAUGACCUUCUUUUUUUUUUUUCUGUGAGUGACCCUAAAGCUAUGGAUACUUAAGAGAGGCUGGGUUGUAGUGUUGAGUGUGUAGUAAUAUUAAAAAUACAAACUCCAAUUACUGCAGAAGGUGGGACAGGGCGGGGUCUUCUCUUGACUAUCUGCUAAGAUGUUUUGCCAAGUUGUACUUUAGUACUUUUAUCCAAAAAGAUAGAUUAUAUGAAAUGAUGUGUGAAAUUAUAUGAGUGACUUGUUAACUAUGAUUGUUAACGAAGAUUCAAUAAAAAAAAAAAAAUCAUCUUA